Molecule: messenger RNA, 1555 nt
Organism: Racocetra fulgida
Lineage: Eukaryota; Fungi; Glomeromycota; Glomeromycetes; Diversisporales; Gigasporaceae
Source: the annotation of a GenBank genome assembly
AUGGGCAACAGAAAAAAUGAAAUGAUUGAAAUACCAUUUUGUACUAGCAGUGAAGAAUUAUCUGAUUAUUUGAAAUCUAAACGACAUAAAUUUAAAAUUAAAAAUUUUCAAGAAAUUACAAAUCUUCAUGAGCACGAGGGAAUCAGGAGUGCAUUCAAUGCCGUAAAACUUAAACUAUCCCCCAAUAAUGCAUACAUUUUAUUGCUAGGCAUAUCAGGUUCAGGAAAAUCUUCUACAAUAAAUUUCUUAUUUAAUAAAGAAAUUACACUCACCGGAGAUGGAAAGUCUCAAACAAAAGAAACUACCGAAUUCAAAGCAAAAAUUAAUGAUUUACGUUUAGGAAUAAAAAAUCUUGGAAUAAGUAUUAUUGACGGCCCAGGUUUAGAAGAUUCAAAAGGGGUUGAAGAAGAUGCAAAAAAUAUUUUAUGCUACAAACGGUUUUUAGAAUCACAUCCACAACUUGCCUCAGUCAGACCAAAUGUGAUUAUGAUAGUUGCAGAUCUUAAUAAUACUCGUCUUGGUGAUUCGGAAAAUGUAGAGACACCUUUUGCAAGAAUGUUAAAAGGGAUUAAAUUUGGUCUCGCUGAAAAAGUUUUAGAUCAUAAGCGGCCGUCAGUAAUUUUUGUACUGACACAUCUUAAAAGCAUUCCCCCAAAAAAAUCAAAAGAAGUUGUAUCCACUAAAACAACGUUGAUAAAAGAACUUUCAGCCAGCAUUCUAGGCAUAAUUGAUCCACCUGUUGUCACUAUUGAGAAUUAUCCAGAUGACUGGGGUUUAGAACGCAAAGAUGAUUGGUAUAUCUUAGGCAAUAAUGAAAAACAUCCGCUCAAUUUGUUUGAAGCUUUGAUUAAUCUUUGCGAAAAUUCGACUGAUCAUAUUGGUCAAGAAGCCAUUUCUUUAUAUUUUUCCAGUGCUUCUCAGAGUGAUGUUGAACCUGGUCAUAGAUUUUCUGUCAAACAAUUAACUAAAGACGACGAUAAUAUUAUAAAAUCUAUAACAACAUUAUCUGAAAUUAAAUUAGGCAUGGAUAUUUCGGGAUUAAUAAAAAUUAUAGAAGACAAAUUCUUGUUAUUACCUACAGAAAUACAAAAUGAAUUAGGAAGUAGUGUACCGGUUGAAGUUGCAAGCUUUUUUCGGGCAAAUAAAAUAACUACAGUUCAGGAAAUCCCGUAUGGUGAUGAAUUUCUGGAACUUUAUAACCAGUACCUUCGACCUUCUGCAAAUUUAUUAAAGUUUCUAAAACAAGCUCUUGAUCGGAAAACGACAGAAACUUUUGUUGAUCCAGAGUUUGAAAAUAAACAAGAUUAUAUUCGCAAAAGAUUAUUCGAUCUUGGUCUUUCUAUAGACAUACCACUUGCCUUUGUAGAUGGUAAAUUACGUCAUGGAUAUUCAAUUGGAUCGUCGACUAACAAUUCAAAUCAUGAAACAGAACAAACAUUUUUAAUUGAACGCCAUUGUUUUAAGUUUACAUUAAAUAUUGAUAAGCUUCAAUUGUCUCAAGCGUUUAAAGAUGAUAUAGAUAUUCUUCCUCCUAAAUACGACAAAAGUGAUGAAA